CAUAGAACUAAUCAGACAAAACGGCAAACUUCACGUCUGAGGCGAGCAGAGACGAGAACCCCCAACACAAAAACAAUAAAAAGGAAAGAUGAGGAAGACGUUCAGCUGUGACGAAUCGAUCAUCAUCACCAUCCCCAUUAGAAGCCUGAAGAAUAUCCGUGAGGGUCAGCUGAUGCCGGAGAACUUCCACUGUGUGUUUCGAGACAACUUCAAGGUGUUUGUGGUCCGAGGAAAGCCCAAACCUCUGGGAGCGGCCCAAGCCAUCGCUGGAGUCUUCCUCCUUGUUCUGGGUCUGGUGUGUGCGAACCCCACCAUCAUCUCCAUCCCCAACGUGGUGUUUGUGAUCUCAGGCAUGCUGUCCUUCACUGCAGGAGGACCUCCCAACAUCCACGUGACGAAGCUGUCGUUCUCUCUCAACAUCAUCUGCUUCUUCUGGUCGCUCGUGGCGUUUUCCAUCUGCGUGACGCACUUGUUUGUUUUUCAGUUCAUGAUUGGAAUCAAAGGACUGAUCCUGAGUCUGGAGGUGGUGGAGAGCGUCCUCGCUCUGUUCCUCAUCUACUGGUCCAGUAAGGCCGUCUGCAGAGACCACUUCAACUCGCUGCCCAUCAUCAUGCUGAAACAGGAAGACUGA
Nematolebias whitei (Rio pearlfish) is the source of this 631-nucleotide messenger RNA. RefSeq lists its product as uncharacterized. The record is from RefSeq and is a predicted model, not a curated record. The transcript is spliced from 7 exons. Bases 89 to 631 code for a protein of 180 amino acids. NCBI's taxonomy places the organism in Eukaryota, Metazoa, Chordata, Actinopteri, Cyprinodontiformes, Rivulidae.